Prorocentrum cordatum is the source of this 2892-nucleotide messenger RNA. Lineage: Eukaryota; Dinophyceae; Prorocentrales; Prorocentraceae. The record is from the annotation of a GenBank genome assembly.
GCCCAAGACCGCCCAGCAACGGCCCAAGAGGUGCCCAAGAAAGCUCCAGGACGGCGUCGGAGACCUCUGUAGCCAUGUUGAUUUGAGCUUUUAGCGGCGUGCCUCCUCUUGGCGCUCGCGCUGAGCCCCAGGCCAGCGCCGUCCAGCGCUAGUGCCAUGCCGCCCGACGGGGCCAGCCAGGUGCUGCUGAGCGUGGCGGCUUCGGCAGGCGAAGGGGGAGGCACAGCCGGCAGUUCGUCAGCCGCCGACGACGGCGAGCCCGCGCCGCCCUCCGAAGGAGGUGGCGUCGGAUGUGCGUGCUCCAGGCCUGGCCUGCUGACAUUCUUUGUUUUCUUGGCAGCCGCAGGCGCCCUGGUCGCUGCCGUCGGGUGGUUCAACAACGCCGCUGCUGCGGAUGCGCAGGCCGCUGCUGGCAGGUGGUUCAGCUAUGUUGCUAGUGUGGAAGCAAAGGCCGCCGUUGUCGGGUGGGUCAACCAUGUCGCUGGCAUGGUCGCGCAGGGGAGAGCAAUUGGCGUCAUUAAGCGGACCAGUUCUCGCACACCAGGCAACGUGACAGAGUUGAACGAGUCGAGUAACGUGACAGAGGUGGACAUGUCGAACAUGUCGACCUGCUCUGCGAUGGAUCAGAGCUGCCUCGAGUCCAGGUGCUGUAGCGACGAGGGGAUGCAGUGCUACGCCAAAGACGAUGCUUUUGCCAGGUGCAAGCCCUCGUGUGUUCCGGGGCCAGACAUGCAAGAUUUGGACGGGAAGCAUUGGAGCUGCCAGCAGAUCGGUCCUCGCACACCAGGCAUGAUCACAGAGGUUGACACGGCGGAGCUGCCGUUCCCGAGUUGGGCCAGGUGGGCGUGCUCCAGCAAGGGCGAAGAUUGCAGCGCCCGCGCGUGCUGCAAGGACCCAGGCCACCAGUGCUUCGGGAAGAGCGGCGGCGCUGGCCUCUGCAGGGUCGAGUGCGAGGAGGACUCGGCGUGCGAGGUGAGGGGUCCGCGGACGCCUGGGAGGCCCAGGCUGGGCUCGUUCUUGGUCAUCGGGGACUGGGGCUGGGACCCGCGCUAUUACGGCGAUCAGCACAACUACGAGUGCCAGGCUUCAAUUGCGCGGCUGAUGGACCGCACCAUGGGCGAGCUUGGGGACGUCAGGUUCGUCGUCAACGUGGGCGAUUCGUUCUACCCGGUAGGCGUGGUGAGCAAGAGCGACCCGCAGUGGGAGACGAAGUGGCGGAGUAUCUACAGCUUCCAGCUGCGUUCAGUCCCCUGGUACAGCGUGUACGGGAACCACGACCUCUUCGAAGCAUCAUGCGCGUGCAGCGAAGACGUGUCGCAAUGCGCCCAAGUAAAUUAUGAUGAGGACAAUCGGGAUUUCUUCGUGAUGCCAGGACCAAGCUACUACAAGGAGUUUCCCGAUCUGGGAAUCGAGAUCGUGGGCCUAGAUCUCAACCACUUCGCCCUCGGUGACCGAGCCAAGAGCGAAAGCGAACUUAAACUUGGCGUGACAGCUCAGUGCAUCUCGGCCGUCCGCAAUCGCACUCAGCAGGGGUUCGACCUCUUUUUUGAGCGAGCUGAGAAGUCAAACGCCACAUCCUUAGUUGUCUUCUCCCAUUAUCCGACAGACUACUUCUCCCUCGCCCCCAAGUUCCUCGCGGGACUCAGGGACAACUCCCGAUACGGCAUCACGUACUUCGGCGGCCACCGGCACAGCACGGACAACGACAGCACCACCUCCACCAGGCCGAACACGAACUGGGUCGUGGGCGGCGGCGGGGGUUGGGGCUGCGACUCCGACAAGCAGGGCUUCGUGGUCGGAGAGGUCCACGUCGACGGCUCUGUCUCGACCCGCGCCGUCUUGGUCCCUCCGGGGACGUGCUGCGCCGCUCAGCCGCUGGGCGAGCCGAGGCACGUCAGGUAGGGGGGCGCUCCUGGAUGCGGCAGCCUCGCGGAAUCAGCAGAAGCGUGGACCAGGUGGUGGCAGGGAGGCGGGGAGGGAGGCGGCUCGGGAGGGAGAGAAUAGGGUACAUCCCGCCUCCCCUCCUGUUCCUCGGUACGUUGUCUGGAUACACGCAUUAGGCGCAGCCUGUGCGGUUUUGCUUCGUCAGCUGAUGCGGUGGUGUGUGCUCGAAGGCCGCGUCGCCUGGCUUGUGACCGAAGCGAGGACACCUACUUCACGCGGUCGUUGGCAGCGCUGGACGCGAGACGCCUCUGUCCGAGCACUGCAACUCCUGCACUCCCUCCUCCUCAUUAUCCUCCAUUUUGCUUCCUCCUUCUCUGCCCUUCCUCACAUCCCUCCCUCCUCCCCCGUGCCUCCAACUUGCGGAAUUCGACGCCCUCCUUGGCGCGACUUUGAUGUUGGGACGGACGCUCUUGAACGCAAUGCAGAUGUACAUGCGGCUAACAUCAAUCAGCAUGGAUCCUCUGAGCGACACCUAUGACGUCACCGACGAAAUGCCAAGUGUCAGUUGUAAGGUGGAUGGUAGAGCUCACCAAAAUACACCUGAUGUGGAGCCCCAUCAAAUUGCGCUCUGCUCAUUGAAGUUUGGUAUCCUGGGGGCUGAUGCUCUAAGAGCUGCUUUCAUGGCAGAUCAAAUGACCUCGUGAACCAUCGGCUGUCACAUAAUCAUGUCCACAGUGUUUGAAGUUACGCGGCGUUAUCCUGCUGCGAUUCUUCUAUUCUCGAGCUGAGAUCCCUCAUACCAUAGAUUGAGGUUCUGCUUGGCUCGGAGUUGAUGUUCGCCAACCUUGGCUUUCGAAAACUGAUUCGAUAAUGUUCGUGUUGAUGGCUUGCCGGUGAUUAACACCAGCACGCUGCGGGAUCAGGGGAAUGAGCCAACUUAAAGUCCAUGGUUGUUGAGGUGUAGGGUAGGGCGUGCAUUGUGCCUCAAGGUGUGGAGCUUGGGGGGGG